Messenger RNA from Xenopus laevis (African clawed frog), 3560 nucleotides. It is a transcript of the gene clock.L, whose product is annotated as clock circadian regulator L homeolog. Gene Ontology annotation, biological process: regulation of transcription by RNA polymerase II; regulation of DNA-templated transcription; circadian regulation of gene expression. Gene Ontology annotation, cellular component: cytosol; cytoplasm; CLOCK-BMAL transcription complex. The transcript has 21 exons. Gene Ontology annotation, molecular function: protein dimerization activity; DNA-binding transcription factor activity; E-box binding. The record is from RefSeq and is a predicted model, not a curated record. Lineage: Eukaryota; Metazoa; Chordata; Amphibia; Anura; Pipidae. The coding region runs from base 239 to 2716 and encodes 825 amino acids.
ACGCCACAGUCUCGCGAGAUGCGAUCUAUGACGUCGGGAUUAUCUGUCUGGCAGGAGCCAAGGAGCUGGAUAUUAACUGCGUUGCGGGACGUUUAAGAAGAGAUCGGGGACUGCGGGCUGUGUUGCCAAAAUUGAGGCUGUCCCGCGAAAAGUGCUACAUUUGGGCGAUACAUCUACAAAUGUCUCCUACGAGGCUCAAGUGUGACCUUUUCUUCUCCUUUCCAUAAGCAUACAUAAGAUGAGCUCCACUGCAGACAGAGAUGACGGUAGUAUAUUUGAUGGACUGGUAGAAGAAGAUGACAAGGAUAAAGCAAAGAGGGUGUCUCGGAACAAAUCGGAGAAACGGAGAAGAGAUCAGUUCAAUAUUCUCAUUAAGGAGCUUGGGUCUAUGUUGCCAGGCAAUGCCAGAAGAAUAGACAAAUCCACAGUGCUGCAGAAAAGCAUUGACUUCCUACAGAAGCAUAAAGAAAUCAGUGCACAGUCGGAUGCUAGCGAAAUACGACAAGACUGGAAACCUACUUUCCUUAGUAAUGAAGAAUUUACUCAACUCAUGCUGGAGGCGCUGGAUGGAUUUUUCCUGGCAGUUAUGACAGAUGGAAACAUAAUAUAUGUAUCUGAAAGCGUGACCUCCUUACUUGAACACUUACCAUCUGAUCUUGUUGAUCAGAGUAUAUUUAAUUUUGUCCCCGAGGGGGAACAUUCAGAAGUGUAUAAAAUUCUGUCUACGCGGAUGUUGGAAAGUGGUUCUUUGUCAUCGGAGUAUCUUAAAACAAAAAAUGAACUAGAAUUCUGUUGCCACAUGCUAAGAGGCACAGCCGAUCCUAAAGAGCCAUCAACGUACGAAUUUGUAAAGUUUAUUGGAAACUUCAAGUCUUUAAAUAAUGUGCCCAACUCUACACAUAAUGGAUUUGAUGGUGCAUUACAGAGGUCUCUGCGGCCACCCUAUGAAGAGAGAGUGUGCUUUGUAGCCACUGUAAGGCUAGCUACUCCACAGUUCAUUAAGGAAAUGUGCACUGUAGAGGAAUCCAAUGAAGAGUUCACAUCAAGGCACAGUCUGGAAUGGAAGUUUCUUUUCUUGGACCACAGGGCCCCUCCAAUCAUUGGAUAUUUGCCUUUUGAGGUGCUAGGAACUUCUGGCUAUGAUUAUUAUCACGUGGAUGACCUGGAAAACCUUGCAAAAUGCCAUGAACACUUAAUGCAGUAUGGAAAAGGCAAGUCAUGCUAUUACAGGUUCCUGACAAAAGGACAGCAAUGGAUAUGGCUGCAGACGCGCUACUAUAUCACCUACCAUCAGUGGAAUUCCAGGCCAGAGUUUAUAGUUUGUACGCAUACUGUAGUAAGCUAUGCAGAGGUUGGAGCAGAAAGAAGACGUGAGCGGGGCAAUGAAGAUUCCCCUCCUGCCAUAACUGCAGAAAAAAAUCAGGACUCUGUCUCAGACAAUCACAUGAACACAGUCAGUCUGAAGGAAGCUUUGGAAAGAUUUGAUGACAGCCGAACGCCUUCACCGUCAUCCAAAAGCUCAAUUAAAUCAUCCUCUCACACAGCAGUUUCCGACCCAUCAUCAACGCCAACAAAGAUCCCAACAGACACAAGCACACCACCUAGACAAGCUUUAACUGGCCUUGACAAGAGGAGGUCAUCAAUCAGCAGCCAGUCUAUGAGCUCUCAGUCAGUCAGUCAGCCUCUGUCGCAGUCAGUGAUGAAGCAAACAGCAUCUAUUCAGCUCCAGCAAGGAAUGACACAGCCCAUGUUUCAGUUCACGGCGCAGUUUGGAGCUAUGAAGCACCUGAAGGACCAGCUGGAGCAGAGAACUCGGAUCAUUGAAGAAAACAUCCAGCGGCAGCAGGAGGAGCUGCGUAAGAUUCAGGACCAGUUGCAAAUGGUCCAUGGGCAGGGAAUCCAGAUGUAUUUACAGCAACCAGCACCAGGGCUAAAUUUUGGGCCAGUACAGUACUCUUCUGGAAAUAGCCCAAGCAUUCAGCAGUUACCGCAGUUCACCAUGCAAGGCCAAGUGGUCCAGACUAACCAACUUCAAGGUGUCAUGAACACUGGGCAUGUGGGAGCUCAGCACAUAAUGCAGCAGCAACAGUUACACAAUACAAGCCAGCAAGGCCAGCAGAACAUUCAUGGAGGACACAACCAGCAGACUUCACUGUCUAGCCAGACAUCGGGAACUCUCACUAGUCCUUUGUACAACACGAUGGUGAUCUCCCAGCCACCUUCAGGUAGUAUGGUACAGAUGCCUUCCAACAUACAGCAGAGCAACCAGGGAGCCUCUGUUACUACAUUUCCUCAGGACAGGCAGAUUAGGUUUUCUCAAGCUCAGCAAAUUGUCACUAAGCUGGUGACCACUCCUAUGGCUUGUGGAACAGUUAUGGUCCCAAGCACAAUGUUUAUGGGCCCAGUGGUUACUGCCUACCCUACAUUUACUACACAGCAGCAGCAACCUCAAACCUUAUCAUUCACCCAGCAUCAACAAAAUCAGCAAGACCAACAGACAGUGCCUACAAUACAGCAGCCUGCUCACGCACAACUAGCCCAGCAGCCACAACAGUUUUUGCAGACCUCGAGGUUGGUUCAUGGAAACCAGUCCACACAGCUGAUUCUUUCCCCUUUCCCUGUGCAACAGAACACUUUUGCCCCAUCCCACCAGCAGCAGUUAUCCCAUCACAGGACUGACACUAUGAGUGAUCCUUCCAAGGUGCAGCAACAGUAGUACCACUAUGAGUCCCUUUAAACUGCUGUCUGGAAAGGAGAUGACAGAAUUUGGCGGAAUUAUGGCGUUUAUAAUCACUAUGGAUACAGCGCAAUGAAUGUUUGGUACGAGGCAGCAGAGCUCGCUGAGAUCAGGCACCAACUGAAACUCGGCAUGUGCGAUGCUCUGCUGCACUACAGACUAGUCAGGCGUAGAACAUAAUAGACGUGCAAUGCUCUAGACGAUAACUCUGCUACUGGAGAUGCCUUCAACAACACUAGGACAGGCCCCCGCUAUAUAUUAUAUUCUUCUAUUUCUGCCCUUAUCCUUAGGGAAUAUAUUGCUCUCUCUCUCUUCCACAGGGAUUCAGGUUUCAAUUGUAAAUAUCCAUUCGUUUUCCUCAUUGAUAUAAGUAAUUAAGAGAGAGAUUUUAAUACAUACACGCAGAAUCACAAAAAAGUAAAACCGCUAGGCCUGUGUUAGUGAUCAGAAGCUUUAGACGGGCCUAAGCUGCAUUGUUAAAUAUGGUUCUAUAAUAUUGUAUUCCUCACAGACUUGAAUACAGAUCAGAUAGGAAUAUUCAUCACAAUACAUAAGUGACAGCAAGUUCCCAUUUUGUAGCAGAAAUCUGUUAAGACCUUUCACACUACACAAAUCAGUCCACCCCUGAUCUGAAAAGUCGCUUUGCAUUUGCUUGUAGCCUGGGCUAUCUCUUUAGCUGCAGCAAAACAGGUUUUACCAGUCCCCAUUAUUAAAGGGGUGGUUCACCUUUAAGUUAACUUUUGGUAUGUUAUAGAAUGGCCAAUUCUAAGCAACUUUUCAAUUGGUCUGCAUCAUUUAUUUUUUUUUAUAGUUUUUGAAUGAU